Messenger RNA from Verruconis gallopava, 940 nucleotides. RefSeq lists its product as uncharacterized. The record is from RefSeq and is a predicted model, not a curated record. The coding region runs from base 95 to 631 and encodes 178 amino acids. NCBI's taxonomy places the organism in Eukaryota, Fungi, Ascomycota, Dothideomycetes, Venturiales, Sympoventuriaceae. Gene Ontology annotation, cellular component: spindle microtubule; DASH complex. Gene Ontology annotation, biological process: attachment of spindle microtubules to kinetochore. The transcript is spliced from 2 exons.
CACCAAAUUCCAGUAGCUAGAAGCCGUGACUGCUCCCAAUCACCACGCUCACGCUUGAAGAACCAUCAUUCGCUCCAGUCUUGCACACUCAAAGAUGGCGCACUCCCUCGAAGGUUGCGUUUCGUCACUCCGCGAGACCAUGUCCUUGUUGGGCUCGUCGAUAUCGACGCUUGACGCAGGCGUGAACGAUUUCCCGCGGCUAUCGAAAGUGCUGCAAACAACACGGCAUUUUGAACUUAUCCCAGAGAGCGCCUUACAGACUGCGCAGUCCUCUUUGCUCAACGAGAUCACGCCGGAAGUUAACAAUCUUCUCGUACGUGUGUCGACGUAUUUGGACAAGCUUGAGAGGAGAGAGCAAGGCCUCAUCGCGAAGUAUGAGCUGCAGCAAGGUCGAUUGGACGCAUCGCAACAAACACCAAGCAGCUCAAGACUUGGCUCUCGUGCCAGAGGAAAGAGCGUCGGUGGAGGGGCAGGUGGAAGCCUAGGCAUGGCAGAACAACUUAAGAUGAAGCAACUUCGACAGAAGAAAGAGAGGUUGAGCUUUGCGAUUGACCGAUUGCAGUUGCAGGCCACUCAGAGGGAGCGGCAGUUGAGAAAGAGCAUGGCUGUACCGCAAGACAUAGAAUUUUAGGAUGACUAAACGCCGAGACCAUUUCGUUUGCAGUGUCUCGGACGGCUUCGCAGUUGCUGUUGAGACAUGGAGACUGUUGAAAAGACAGACGUGACUGAGGAACGACUAAGAUACCCCGAGCGGGCAGGAAACGCUCAAUAUAUAGUAUACGAAUCUUCUACUACAACACGAGGGCUUUGGCUCUUCCCGCAAGUGUCCUGUGUGGAACGGGGCUCCAUCCCCACGCAAUCCAUCUAAGGUGCACAUCUGUUGGCUGACUCUCUGUAUCCCAGAGUUCUUCCAGAGUAAAAUCACUAAAUUCCUCUUUUC